AUGGGCGAGAACGGCACAAAUCUGCUUCAGCAGAAAGUGACUGAACGAGCCCGCGAGCAGAGAGCGACACGCGAUGCAGCACUGGGGAACAAAUUCCACAAACUGCCUGAUCCAACGUCAUCCAGAAGCGGCGCACUGGUACACAACCUGUCGUCAAAGGAACUGACGAAGGAGCAAGCACAGGUUUUACGGUACGAAGCCUCAUUCAACACAGCUGACGCCAAACCUGUCAACAUGAUUGCAACAGUGGAAUGGGUCAUUAAUCAGACGGAAGCGGCAGAGGAGAAGAAGAACCUUAUCCGACACCAAGUUACGUCCCUACUUAUGACUCACAAGCCGCGUGAAACACUCACAAAAGUCGAACGCGAGGCACUAAGAGAACUCAAGGCCGACAAGGACAUCGUCAUUGUGCCCGCGGACAAGGGGCGUUCCACCGUCGUACUGGACAGAACAGACUACCUUCAGAAGGCCAAAAACCUACCGGAGGAUCGCCAGUUCUAUGUCCCAUGUGAAACCAACCCCAUAAAAACGCUGACACGCGAAAUUAAUGCAACACUGUUGGCACUGGAGAACUCGGGUGCAAUAACAGCGACCGGUCGACGCAUGGCGAGAGCCCAAGAAACGGCUUUGGCCCGAUUCUAUGGUCUCCCAAAGGUGCAUGAGGAGGGCGCUCCUCUCCGGCCCAUUGUUUCGCUCAAAGGCACUCCAACGUACGGACUGGCAAGAUGGCUGUUUCGACGCCUCAAAUUUCUGACCGCUGAUUCGGACACCACGGCCACAUUCAAGUUCGAUGAGGCCGAAAUUCUCGCGAGAGGGGAUAAUCGCGUGAGCCGCGAGUUGCGUGAGUCAUGGUUCACGGGACCUCAGUCUAUCAACAAGUGCAACGACAUCCCCACUCCAUAUUCUGUCCUGAGGCAUAGACUGGCCAAAGCAAUUGACCACUCGAGCAGCGCGCAAGCACGUGAGCCAGAUGGCCGAGCAAUCAUCACGCCAUCAUCCAACACGGGUGAUGAGAUGUCAGCAAUUAACAACUUGCAUGCCGGCCAUCAAGCAAUUACCGCACCAGCGGGCAACAAUCCUUGAUGAAGGGAGCACGGUUAAUUGCUGUAGGUAUGCGGUAGCAUGGCGACCGCAUCCUAUAAAUACUGCGACUUCCUGUAUACUAGCCACCCUUUUCUGCAACUGUCUCUGAUGAUGGAUUCAAGAGAGAAUCCGAAACGUCAGGCGAAUAAAGCCAUUGUUCCAGCGAUCGCUUCUUCUUCUGGUCAACUAGUUCCUGGAACUCGCAUUUUCGCUUGUAUCGGCAGUAUGCUAAAUAAUUACACAGUUCUCCACUACUGGCUGCCCGUCGGCGAUUUGUGAAUAUUACGUGGUUAUUCCGCUGUAAUUGAUGGAGUUCAGCUCAAAUAUUCAUAUCAAAUUUCGGGCUGUCCCUGAAAAGGUCUGUUUCGAAUGAUUUACUCCAGGUUCGCAAACUAAUUUCCUCGGAAAUUAAACAUGGCAAAGGGAAGCAUGGCAUGCCGGUUCCCUUUGUCUUUCCUGGUAGUACAGUAGGUGGGCUAACUCAUGAAAUGUAAACCGAAAUUUGGAAAUGGUUCUCGUUUCGAAGAGAUUAAUUAAGAAGGGUUGCAGCAUAAUUAUAUAAGGAUCCAGUUACUUCAGGGUGCCGACUUUCGAAUAAACUUCUUUCCGACUGCAUGGAUCGAAAAUCAGUGGGAAACUGUAUGCCAAUUCAGUAGUCAUUUUUUCAGCGUAUAGUUUUUGCAUGCAGUCGGAAAGAAGUUUAUUCGAAAGUCGGCACCCUGAGGUAACUGGAUCAUUAUAGAAUUAUGCUGCACGAUGAUUAGUUUUACAACCCUUCUUAAUUAAUCUCUUCGAAACGAGAACGCAUUUCGGCAUUUCGGUUGACAUUUCAUGAAUUAGCCCACCUACUGUACUUUACUGUUAACGAGGGAGAAGCGAGUCAAAUUUGGGGCCCGUACAUGACGUCGCAUCAUUAAAAUGAAACAGCAUCUGGCUGUCCCUAACAGUCUUGUGCGUCUAGUAGGCAACAUGUCUUGUCAGUGGGACUUCAGGCUCAGGUGAGGGCGCAUAACGGGUCCAAAGGCCGGGCGGUUGCGUCAGGUAGGCAAACUGCUGCUGCUGCCGCUGCUGCCGCUGCUGCCGCUGCUGCUGCUGCUGCUACUGCUGCUGCUGCUGCUGCUGCUGCUGCUGCUGCUGCUGCUGCUGCUGCUGCUGCUGCUGCUGCUGCUGCUGCUGCUGCUGCUGCUGCUGCUGCUGCUGCUGCUGCUGCUGCUGCUGACCUUCCGAGGCCUACAACUUCGGCCGCCUCACACGUGGAGCCUGCGUGUGUACGUCAUAAAUACAAGGUCACGAAUAGAAGUGUUCGCGAAUUUGUAGCGGAUAUGGACAGCCUCCUGAGGGAACGGGGGAGUCAAGUCAGGGACUUCAGACACCUACCCUUAAUAAAUGCGCAUUUUUCCCACCCUCGGCAUCUCAAUUUCGCCGUUUAUUCCUGCUCCCACAUUAAGCUAAUUUUUUCUGGCAUCAGUUUACUAUCCGCCAAUGAAAAUCCAGUAUGAUGAUCCUUGCGAGAACGUUGGGGAUUUGCUCUUGGGCGGGGUUUGGUCUCGCGGCCCUACUUGACUGAUAUCAUAUAGGUAGCGUCCUAACACAGUUUUGGUUAGCCUAACAAUCCUAGCCACUGGCUGGAUUAGAAAGGGAAAGAGAUCGCAAGCAGAGCUCGAAGCAUGCGCAGGGAAGCGAGUGAAGGUGGAGUGUACACCCCACCCACCGACAUAGCUACUCGCUGGAUUAAUAUGAUAUGUGGGGCGCAAUCACAACUGAAAGGCCACUGAGUGUAUCACGUGGUAAUUUGCAGUGCAUGGCGGCUGUAGUGGAAGAGACGGGGUUCCACAUCGUCAGAGCAGUUCCACUAGCAAGUCUACUUGGCCACUCGCUGGAUUAGGAUAGUGAAGGGAGCACAAGUAAGGCUCAAACCACGUGGAGAGAAGAGAAUGUGAACUGUGAAGUGAUGUAAGCGAGGAAGGCGUAUAAACACUCCUCUCCCCCUAGUGGCAGAGUCGCUCGCUGGAUUAAAAUGGUUAGGAAGCUGCAAGCACGUGAUGCUUGUGAGGUCGGCGUAUUCGUAUUAACCAAAACUUUUUUUAGAAAGCUAACCAUACGAUAUCAUUUAGGUGGGGCUGUAAGACCAAACCUCGUCGAAGAUAUUUUUAUCCUUAAUGAGAGUUGAGGGAAUUAUGCGUGUCUACCAGUCCCAACACCAGCCGUUAACAUUGCUAUGGGAAUAGAAAAAAUACGGUCGAGUGGGUCGUAACAUUGUCCUUAUCCUAGUCCGCAUGACCACAUGAGUUGCGUUCAAAAGUAAUCAGUUCGCUAGCUUCAAAGGCUUCGUCCCCGGCUUAGGCAAUCGAGAAGACUAGUCAAAAAAUAAGCUGCAAUAUGUUUAUUGGUCAUUAGGAAAUGGCAUAUUAUGCGGGUUUACCAACCCCAACCCCAACCAUGAUGGUGGCAACAGUGGUGAUGAUGGUGGCAGCAGCGACGCCAACAGCAUCCGUGGUGGUGAUGACAGCCACCCCACCAGCCACCGCAGGUUGGAGACACUGCACCCUCGUCCUCCUUCGCGACGACCUCCCCCUUCGCAUCCUUAGACAGAUACUCAUCCUCCUCCUUCUUCGAUUUCGCCAGGGCGACCUGCACCAGCACGCCAAGGAGCAGAAUUGCUAG
Messenger RNA from Spirometra erinaceieuropaei, 3747 nucleotides. Lineage: Eukaryota; Metazoa; Platyhelminthes; Cestoda; Diphyllobothriidea; Diphyllobothriidae. The record is from the annotation of a GenBank genome assembly.